CAUUGAUACUGACCUGGCGCAUUUUGCAAGUCAACAAGGUCAUUCGUUAUUAACGCUUGUGUUGUUUGUUGAGUGCUUUCCACUCCAUCGGUUGAUAGCCUGAAAUACACAUAUCUUCGUAGAUCCAAAAUACGUGCGAACGCUUCAAAUUUAACAGAUACAUUUUCCUGCAAAGUACAAAAUAUUAUGCCAUACUUGUUUGAUCGAUCAUAUGCUUAUGAUAAUUAUUCUUUUCCAAAUUAAAGCAUACCUUCUUAUUGAAUAACCCAAUGAAUCCUAAUUAUCCUAACGGUCCCAUAGGAUAUGGAUGGGGAUUUGAUCAAAAUGCUACUACUACUUCACGGUGGGAACAACCGCAAAUUGGAUUCUGCUUCGGUUCACCAAAUCCUCAAAUCCCUGAAGUUUGUCCACCUCCCAUUCAAAACCCCGGAGUUAUUGGCUUCGCUUAUGAUCAAGCAAUGGCAAAUCCACCUUUAGUGUCCCCGGUAUCUCCCGAUCGUUCACAAUCCAACUCAUCUACAGAUAGAGCCUUUAAUGUUACAUCGCCGAGACUAAAUGUUCCCCCAUCCAUCGAACCCAUGCGACCUAAAUCAUACAUUAAUUAUUCAGAUGAAUCGGUUGCACCAUCCGCUCCUCCUGAAUCCAUUUCUCCUCAUAGUGAAUCAGUGAAAUUUAUUACAAUCACUAGGAAGGAUUCAAAAAAAUCCGACACAACAUCUAAAACUAUAACCAAUACUAAUGAUCAACACAAUCAACGACGUGAUAGUUAUCAAGAUUCAUUAAAAGAUAUGGCUGCUCUUAUGACUGAUGUUGAAUUAACCGAUGAUAUGAUCAAUGGUAUGCGUAAACGUUUUGAUUUACAUAAUUGAUUAUAAUGAAAUCUUUUUUUUUUUCUUCUCUUUUUGGAUCCCAUAUUGAUUUGUUUUUAAUGUUAUUCUAUAUUUCUUAUCAAAUAACCUGAAAAACAAACAAACAAACAAAAUACUCCUAUUAAAACAGUGUAGAUUAUUUUUUGUUGUUGAUAGAAAAGUCAUCAGUUCUUUUUUGUUUCAUUCUUGUUUUACUUAUACUGUCACAUUAAUUAUUGUCGUUUAAUCCACAUGAUAAAGUUGCUUUCUUCCCUCCACUCCCCACCCCCCACCUAUGGAGUAACUUUAUUUAUUUUGUUACAUUGUUUACUGUGAUUAUUGAUUGUUUAUCAUAAUUUACUAACAGUGAAAUCAAUUAUCAUGUAUUUGUUGUUGUUGUUGUUGCCUGUAAAAUAAAAUAGACUGGCAUUUCAGUUUGAUUUCCAACUUUCGUCUGUCUUAUCUGUUUCUAUGUCUUAGAUUUUUCUAGAAGGGUGUGGAGGCCUAUAUAGAUCAUUGAUCUGUUUUCGAUUCAAGUUUGUUUGGUUUGUUUGUUUGGUUCAGAAAGUGUAUAAACAUGAUUGUUAUUAUUCAUUUUUUUAA
Molecule: messenger RNA, 1451 nt
Organism: Schistosoma margrebowiei
Lineage: Eukaryota; Metazoa; Platyhelminthes; Trematoda; Strigeidida; Schistosomatidae
Source: the annotation of a GenBank genome assembly